AUGGCAAAGAAGAAGAGCAAACAAACUACGGUUGAAGAUGUCGGCGACGGCGUGUCUAGUGAGAGCGCAUCGCAGUCCUCUUCCAAUGGCUCAUCCAAGAACUCAGUCUCCAGGCGAUCGGCGAACGCAGCGGCUGAUACUGCUCCUGCGCUCAUAAUAUGUCGCAACAAGCAUUGGCGCUUCAUCUCUUCGUUCCACGGCCCGUGGCUCCAGAUGCCCAUUGAGAUCCUCGAAACCAUUGCGAACAUCAACUACAACACCCCGGCACCCCGUCCGAUCGACCCCGCCGUCUUCUUCGACCUCCUCAAGAUUCGCCGAUUAGUAGACGAGGCGACUAACCUGGCUGUCCGCGCUGCUAGCGACAUCGCGACACCAACAUUGACGAACGUACAUGGCGGGCUUAAUGGACACAUGUCGUCGUUAGGCUUUGGCGUCGGGAAUGGUCACGGGACAAAACUGAGCAAAGAGCGGAAAUUUCGGAUGAGAGAGCAGGCGAGCCAGAAGCUAGCCCGCGCAUAUCGUUUGGAUGAAAUUGCUUGCAGUGUCGCUACUAUGCAAGGUGCUUCAACUCUUGAGGAGAUUGGUUCCCUGGUGUUACAGCGCAGCAGAGACGAUCCCGAUGCGAGAUACGUUCACUUCUUCCACGAGAAGAUACCCUCGCGACAGCUGGCCGAGUGUACCAGCCUAGCGCCCUUGGAUAACAUCAUAUCGGUGCACCCGACCGAAGCUGAGGUGCUGCGGACCAGAGCGACUGUCAGGAUAUUUAAGGACGACUACCUAGGGGCCGCUUCGGACUUGAGUCUCGCGCUGCAAGUGCACCGCUAUCAUCAGCCAUCACAUGCGGCACCAGCUUCCCAGGAAGUUGAGUUAACAACGGCGUCCAGAAGAAUCCCAGACGUCAUCCUUACCGAGGAACAGCAGCCUAGCAGCUUGGAAACACAGUUGUUAUUUCAAAGAGCAGGAGCGUACUUGACUAUUGCUUGCCAACACGUAGCCGCUGGUCUUCCGGAUACUCCUGCGAACGGAGACACUGGUCGGGCUAAUGGCGCGAACGGAGCUACCGCCUCAGACAAGGUUGAUGGGCAGAGCCCGGAAUUCAUGACGGCGGACAAGGAGGCAGCGCACAUACGGCUGGAGAAACGGAAAGUCGUGAAGACGUACGCCAAAAAGGCCCUCCGAGACUACAUGGCCUAUCUGUCAAACUUCCACUACACGCCGCACCAACCGCUCAAAAUCGCCCGAGACUUUACUGAAAAAGUGAAUCUUGCGGCGCAAGGCUAUCGUAAUCCUCGUGUUCCGGACUCGGGAAGCAUACCUCCCUAUAAGGCGUUCGCCUUGUCUGAACUCUUUGCCGCUGUUCCACCUGCAGACAUUCCACCAUACCCUUCCCAGGACUUGGUCCGCUCGUCAGGACCUGUACAGCCGAACAACUACGAGACUAUCACCUACCAUCCCCUACUCACGGAGGCCCUUCAUUCUUUACUACUCUGCCACUGCUUGGUACAGACUUCUACAAAAGAGCUUCUACGCCACGCACACAUGGUUGCCCGUCUCGCUCGGCUCGCGGACGGUUACCCGCUGUUCCAAGCGAGUAGGUCUCCAGCGAGGGCAGACUGGAUCGAGGUGCUGCGCCGGGCGGAAAACUGGAUCCAAAUGAGUGCUUCCUGGGAACAUUUGUGUGCCCCAGCACCGCUCCCGAUUCUUGAUGGAUCGCUUGGCGCGCAGCAGGACACAUCCCAUUCGUCUCAUAACGCCGCCGCCCUUGCAGCCGCUGCCAUUACAAGGGAUGCCAGCACGUUGCCGGACAUUGGCGAGACGGAGGAACAGCGAAAGGAGAGAGUUCGGCAGCAGGCUAUCAUGGACGCGCUCGAUGAUGAUAGAGUUGUCGACGAGGUUACACUUCGUGCGGCCAUCACUGCUCGUCAGAAACGCUCUGAGGAGGAUCACGAGUACUUUAUGAGUUUGAAGAAUAGCUCGAACUGGAAGUCUGAGACUGCGGAAACUUCCCCUGCGCUGCGCCGAUGGAGCGUUGACGAUGGAAGGGAGUACCCUAUACUCACUGAGCGCGCAGCCGCCAUCGCCAAGUGGAUUCUCGAGGCGCCGCCCGUAAGCCUCGGGACUGCGAAGCGCAAGAAGAAGACCACCUCAAAGAAGGGCAAGGAGGUUGCCAACGAAGAAGCUGGUGUCAAUGGCUUGGCCAACCUAGCGAUCAACGAGUCCAGUCGGACGGUUGAUACUGCCGCUUGA
Colletotrichum phormii is the source of this 2247-nucleotide messenger RNA. RefSeq lists its product as uncharacterized. The record is from RefSeq and is a predicted model, not a curated record. The transcript is spliced from 2 exons. Bases 1 to 2247 code for a protein of 748 amino acids. Lineage: Eukaryota; Fungi; Ascomycota; Sordariomycetes; Glomerellales; Glomerellaceae.